Molecule: messenger RNA, 1275 nt
Organism: Eriocheir sinensis (Chinese mitten crab)
Lineage: Eukaryota; Metazoa; Arthropoda; Malacostraca; Decapoda; Varunidae
Gene: Burs
Product: bursicon-like
Exons: 3
Coding region: 110-544 (144 amino acids)
Biological process (GO): animal organ morphogenesis
Molecular function (GO): receptor ligand activity; BMP binding
Source: RefSeq, a predicted model, not a curated record
CACAGCUCUUCCUGGGCUCUUAUACUGCACGCCACAGCCCAGCCGCUUUGGGACACCAUAGAGACGCAAGCUUCGCAAGACAUUUCAUCAACGACACUUCAGCUGCACGAUGAGCGGUUUGUCGUGGGCGGUGGCGGUGGCUGUGAUGGCGGUGCUGUGCGUGGGCGUGGUGCGGGCGGACGAGUGUUCCCUCACGCCCGUAAUCCACAUACUCUCGUACCCGGGCUGCACUUCCAAGCCCAUCCCGUCCUUCGCCUGCCAGGGCCGCUGUACUUCGUACGUCCAGGUGUCUGGCAACAAGCUGUGGCAAACGGAGAGGUCGUGCAUGUGUUGCCAGGAGUCGGGCGAGCGGGAGGCGGCCAUCACCCUCAGCUGCCCCAAGGCUCGACCCGGCGAGCCCAAGGAAAAGAAGGUCCUGACCCGAGCCCCAAUUGACUGCAUGUGUCGGCCGUGCACGGAUGUUGAAGAGGGGACAGUCUUGGCACAGGAGAUUGCCAAUUUCAUUCAUGACUCUCCAUUGGGCAGCGUUCCUUUCCUCAAAUAGGUUACGUAACCAUCAUCUCUGCCCACCACAACCACCACCUAUUCCUUAUGUAUACUUAUUGUGAAAGAAAUCGUUUCAGAAUACUUCCUUAUUCCUUGUCACCUAAUAUUAUCUUUGUAGCAUACUAAUACUAACAUACUCACAUCAAGUAUAUGGUUAUGAUUAUUAGGACUUUUAAAGCAUGAACAAACAACAACUUGAACAACAAGUGAUUUAAUAGUUAAUAAUAUAUGGUUAUUAUGUUGUGUGACACUAACAUAAAGUGGAUUGUACAAUAUGCAGAGAAUAUAUUGAGAAAUGUCACACAUUUAGCAUCUUGAAAUAACAGCCAUGAUAGAGAUGGUUUCGGCAUAUUAUUAGAAAUAUUUUGAUUUCAUUAAAUCUUACCCUGUGCUUCCUUUAUCAACAAAUGUGAUUGGUUAAGAUGCUUCUUGAGUUUAAUUUCUUCCUUUACUCUGCCUGACAUAUGCAUGACUUUCAGGUUAUGUCCACAUUGUAGCUCUUGAGUAGAGUAAAUUGCACAUUAAUGUUGAAUUUGUUGGCUCCAAUUUUUAUGGUAGUUUUACCAACAAUAUAUGUUGACUUCAUCUUUUUUAGGUUUCAUAUAUCUGAUAAUGCAUUGAAUUCAAACAUGUACUACUUCAGCGCCUGUUAAUGUCCUGGAAUCUGUAGCCCAAUCCCUUUGGGAAUCCACAUGUGUAAAUGAUACUUAAAAAAUAUUUUUAAGCAAG